CAUGCUAAACUACCAAAUUCACAAAAAGCUCACCGACAUCAAGUGGGUGAACAUCUUCUCCCCAUGGGAUCGCCAGCGUGCCUACUUCGCCUUGGUCGUCUGGUUCGGGCUCAUCUACCCAUUCUGCUGCCUGUGCCAGGUGGCUCCGUUUGUGCUCUUUUUCACCGGCCAGUGGAUUAUUUUGGGUCUCUACGCAGUUUGGUACCUUUACGAUCGAGAAUCUCCGAGAAGAGGAGGAUAUCGGGAUAAUUGGUUCAGAAAUUUGUCGCUGCACAAGUGGUUCGCCGAGUAUUUUCCUGUUAAACUUCACAAAACUGCGGAGUUGGAUCCAAACCAAAAUUAUUUAUUCGGAUAUCAUCCUCAUGGAAUUCUCGGUGUCGGAGCGUGGUCUUGUUUUGGAUUUGAUGCGUGCAAUGUGAAGCAAGUGUUCAAAGGCAUCCGCUUCAACAUCUGCACCUUGCCCGGCAACUUCACCGCAAUGUUCCGCCGCGAGAUCCUCCUCAGCAUCGGUAUGAUCGAGAGCUCCAAAGAAUCCAUCGAGCACGUGCUCAACUCCGAGGAAAAGGGCCGUGCCGUUGUAAUUGUCGUGGGUGGAGCCGCUGAAGCUCUUGAAGCUCACCCAGGGAAGCAUACUCUAACACUGGCAAAUCGCAAAGGUUUCGUGAGAGAAGCCGUGAAGACCGGAGCUCAUCUGGUGCCAGUUUAUGCGUUUGGAGAGAAUGACAUAUAUAAGCAAAUUGACAACCCGGAAGGCUCGAAAUUACGGAAAAUUCAAGAAUGGGGAAAGAAGAAAAUGGGAAUUUCACUGCCACUAAUCUACGGAAGAGGAUAUUUUCAAAUGGCUCUUGGGCUUCUUCCAAUGAGCCGAGCUGUGAAUGUAGUUGUCGGAGCGCCUAUUCAAGUGGAAAAAGAGCUCGAUCCUUCUAAGGAAGUCAUUGAUGAAAUUCAUGGAGUUUAUAUGGAAAAGCUCGCCGAGUUAUUUGAAGAGCACAAGGCAAAGUUCGGAGUUUCCAAGGACACUCGGCUCGUUUUUCAGUGAAAUAACUUUUAUUUUAGAUUAUUUGUUUGAUGUUUGAUGUCUGUUAUGUUAUCAUUUUUUAUCACCAAAUCGUGUAAUUUUGUUUACGGGUUCAUUACUGAAUUAUUGAGAAAAUGAAUAUUUAUUCUUUUUU
This is a messenger RNA of Caenorhabditis elegans, 1172 nucleotides long. RefSeq names its product Acyltransferase (gene dgat-2). The transcript has 2 exons. Gene Ontology annotation, molecular function: acyltransferase activity, transferring groups other than amino-acyl groups. Gene Ontology annotation, cellular component: endoplasmic reticulum membrane. The record is from RefSeq and is marked reviewed. NCBI's taxonomy places the organism in Eukaryota, Metazoa, Nematoda, Chromadorea, Rhabditida, Rhabditidae. Bases 2 to 1039 code for a protein of 345 amino acids.